This is a messenger RNA of Phragmites australis (common reed), 1303 nucleotides long. RefSeq lists its product as uncharacterized. Lineage: Eukaryota; Viridiplantae; Streptophyta; Magnoliopsida; Poales; Poaceae. The coding region runs from base 119 to 1012 and encodes 297 amino acids. The transcript is spliced from 12 exons. The record is from RefSeq and is a predicted model, not a curated record.
AGCUCAACCCGUCGACGCCGCACCCCGGGUCCCCAAAGUACCCGACGACUCGGCCCUAAGCUAGGGUUUCCUCCUCCGCGACCGCCACCGCCACCUCCUACGCGGCCGGCGCGCAGCCAUGGCGCUGGUGCAGGCGGGCAUGGGCCUCACCCGGAUCGUGGUCCUCGUCGGCGCCGGCGUGGCCGGCUCCGUCGUCCUCCGCAAUGGCCGCCUCGCCGAGAUCCUCGGCGAGCUCCAGGAGAUACUGGACAAGGGGAGCAAGGGGAAGGGGGGCGGAGAAGGGGAAGCCGACCUCAACGAAGCGCUCACCUCGCAGGUGCGUCGCUUAGCCAUGGAGGUCCGACAACUUACUUCUUCGCGUCCAAUAACUGUUGUUAAUGGAGUUUCUGGACAAACAGGAGUAUCAGGCCUGAUAGUACCUGCAGCAACUGUGGGAGCACUGGGUUAUGGUUAUAUGUGGUGGAAAGGCAUCUCGUUCUCCGACCUAAUGUAUGUCACCAAGCGCAACAUGGCAAAUGCUGUUUCAAAUAUGACUAAACAUUUGGAGCAAGUGCAAAGCUCUCUUGCUGCUGCUAAAAGGCAUUUGACACAGCGCAUUGAAAAGUUGGAUGAUAAAUUGGAUCAGCAAAAGGCUCUAUCCGGACAAAUAAGAGAUAAUGUUACUGAUGCACGACUGAAGCUUGAGAAUAUUGGUUCAGAAAUUAAGAACAUCAAAGAUUUGGUCUGGGGUCUGGAUGGGAAAAUUGAUUCAAUGGAAGCCAAACAGGAUUUCUCAUGUGCCGGUGUGAUGUACCUAUGCCAAUUCAUAGAGCAAAAUGGUGGAAAGCUGCCAGAACGCCUGGAAGGCCCAAAAGUGACUCGGAAGCCUUUCGCAGGUCAAAAAUUCAUACAGGGGUUGCAACUGGCGAUAGAAUCAGGGAAUUAUGACAAGGGCACCAUUGAUUCGCUAUUGAACAAUGCUGAUUCCUCUGAUAAGAUAAGCAGGUCCACCUCCUUAAAAUCUGUCAGCUAAUUAUUCUCUGCUCGAUGUCGAGGUCGAAGCAUAUAUCUAGAUUCCAUGCCCACCGGAAUGUAAAGGAUUUUCAUUAUUAUAAGUAAACAUGUAAAGAGCUGCAGCCUUUUCUAAAGUUCUUUGCUUGCAGGAAGUGCUGUUUGCUAAAGUUGUAAGCUUGUGAGAUACUAUAUAGUUACUAGGGAACCUAGGCCAUGCUUUUUUGGCUUCGCUUGUGACAUGAAAAUUUGAGGCAGCACGUUGCCGUAAAUAAUUGAACUACACACUGGUUGGAUUUUUAGUUUUUGACAA